AUCAGACUGACAGAAGCGUCUAUCUGAGCCACGCACCUCUCCAUAUUCUACUAUAAAAACAGGAGAACCCAUCCAUGCUCUCCAACAAGCUUGACGGACCGCGUCGAGGACGCUCUUUUGACUCCAUCAAUAAGAGUUACGAAGAAAGGCAACUCAACAAUGAGUUGAACAAACCUACUUUUCAUAAGACAGAUGAGAACAAAGAGAAGAUACGUUCCUCUAAGAGAGAACAUGCCGCAAUUGUCUUCUCUCUGAAGAAUGAAGUCGGAGGGCUUGUGAAGGCAUUAAAAUUAUUUCAGGACAGCCAGGUGAAGCUUUUGCACAUUGAGUCACGUAAGUCCCGGCGGCGUAACUCAGAGUUGGAGGUACUGGUGGACUGUGACAGUGAUCGAGAAACUCUAAAAGACAUUGUUCGCCUACUGCGCAAACAAACGAGCAUUGUAACCAUGGACUCACCUGAUGUUGCUGAGGUGCCUUGGUUCCCCAAGAAGAUCUCAGAUCUGGAUAAGAGUGCCUGUCGUGUUCUGAUGUAUGGUUCAGAUUUGGACGCAGAUCAUCCGGGAUUCAAAGACAACGUUUAUCGUAAGAGAAGGAAAUAUUUUGCAGAUCUUGCCAUGAGUUACAAACAUGGAGAACCUAUACCACAUGUAGAGUUUACGGAGGAAGAGGUGAAGACGUGGGGUGUCGUUUUUCGGGAGUUGAAUAAGCUGUAUCCCACACAUGCCUGUCGAGAGUACCUGAACAACCUGCCACUGCUCACCCAGUACUGUGGCUACAGAGAGGACAACAUACCACAACUGGAGGAUGUGUCCAACUUCCUGAGAGAGCGAACUGGCUUCACCAUUCGUCCUGUUGCUGGGUAUUUGUCACCAAGAGACUUUCUGGCUGGUCUGGCCUUCAGAGUGUUUCACUGUACACAAUAUGUGCGUCACAGCUCAGAUCCUCUUUACACUCCUGAACCGGACACAUGUCAUGAGCUGCUGGGUCAUGUUCCUCUAUUGGCCGAACCCAGUUUCGCACAAUUCUCUCAGGAAUUAGGACUGGCUUCUCUCGGGGCGUCUGAUGAUGCUGUGCAGAAGUUAGCAACAUGCUAUUUCUUCACAGUAGAGUUUGGACUGUGUAAACAGGAGGGUUCACUCAGAGCAUAUGGUGCUGGGCUGCUCUCUUCCAUCAGUGAACUUAAGCACUCUCUCUCAGGCUCUGCCAAAAUCCUACCCUUUGAGCCCAAUGUCACCUGUAAACAGGAGUGUCUCAUUACCACCUUCCAAGAUGUUUACUUCGUUUCGGAGAGCUUUGAGGAAGCCAAAUUUAGAAUGCGUGAAUUUGCAAAGACAAUCCAGCGUCCAUUCUCCUUGCGGUAUAACCCGUACACACAGAGCGUGUGUGUGCUGAGGGACAUGCCCAGCAUCAACGAUGUGGUCGAGGAGCUCAGACACGAGCUGGACAUUGUAGGAGACGCUCUCUGUCGACUCAGUGCACACCUUGGCGUCUGAAACCAUUAUGACUCUUGCUCAUAUUAAUAGCUUUUAUUCUUGCUAUCUCUUAUAUCAAAGCACGUUACUCAACAUUCAACACUGCAAUAGUAUUAUCUCAUUACCUGCCUUCUCUGACUGCAGAGGUGAAUCACUCUUAACGUCUCUGUGAGCACCUUUCCUCUGCUACUGAAAAUCGUCCAAAUACCACAAAGCACUUCGAUAUCCAAACACUGCUUUCAGGAGAGUCUUUAAGUGCUCUUUAAAUACACCAACCAGCUCAGAGUCCUUCACUGCUAUUCAAACACCACCACAGCAAAAACUACAUUAUCUCAUGAUCACUAGAUUCAUAGUAUAUAUACUUUAACCUUCUCUCCACUCCACUUACAGUCUCUCUAAAUACACCUCAGACAUGGAAAUGGGUCAUCCUUGCACAGUUUAUAGGUUUUAAAAGCACUCCUACAAAUGUUACAUCUCAAGGCUUUCACACAUUUGUGUUAAUAGUCGUUAAAUAAAUACACUCUAAACUAAAGCUUAGCUUACUCUAAAUUCUUAAUUCUAAACUUAUUGUGUAUUAUCAACCAGUUAAAGGCCUUUGUUGCUUUCCCAACAUCAAACCUACUGUAAAUUCUAGUAAAUAGGCCCAUUAGUUUCUUACCAUGAGCUGAAUAAUUUAUUUAUUGGUGUUUGUGAUAUAAAAAUAUAUAUUAUAUCUAAAAUGUUUCUCAUUUUUCUUAUUAUCCUGAUGUGAAUCUGAAACUGUGGUGUGUAUGUUGUGUGUUUUGUGUUCUGAAGACUGUAAUCCUUGCUGCUUGUCCAUGGCCAUUCAUGUUUAUGCUUAUUGAAUGCUAAAUAAGUGAUUCUUACAAGGAGAGAUCAAAAUGUAAGUAAUAAAUAAAUGUAUAAAUGUAGCCAACUUUUAUUAAAUAAUUUGUUAGCAGUUAGUAGUUAUAGUUUGUCUGAAUCACACAAACGAUUCAAACGGUAUUAUUGAAACAAUGAGUAACUCAUAAAACCCACACUUCUAAUAUAUAUUUGUUGGUUUGUAAACAUUAUCAUUCGAUAAGAAGUUAUUGUAUUCUGCAGUGUGAUACUGUAGCCAGGAGAUGGCAAUGCAGCUGUAUUACAGUGGUAACUCAGUAAAACUCAAACUUGAGACACAAUCGAUACACUGAGGUAACAAAUCCCAGAGAAAUGUUUACAAAAAUAUGCACAUUUUCUGAAAUGUUGCAAACUUGUGUCUGUUAUUGUGGAAAAAUAUGAUUUUGUGUUGAUUGUUCUUGGUUUCA
Molecule: messenger RNA, 2761 nt
Organism: Labeo rohita (rohu)
Lineage: Eukaryota; Metazoa; Chordata; Actinopteri; Cypriniformes; Cyprinidae
Gene: tph1b
Product: tryptophan hydroxylase 1b
Biological process (GO): aromatic amino acid metabolic process; serotonin biosynthetic process
Cellular component (GO): neuron projection
Molecular function (GO): tryptophan 5-monooxygenase activity; iron ion binding
Source: RefSeq, a predicted model, not a curated record